Messenger RNA from Fundulus heteroclitus (mummichog), 1550 nucleotides. RefSeq names its product olfactomedin-like 3b (gene olfml3b). The record is from RefSeq and is a predicted model, not a curated record. Gene Ontology annotation, biological process: signal transduction. Lineage: Eukaryota; Metazoa; Chordata; Actinopteri; Cyprinodontiformes; Fundulidae. Bases 100 to 1269 code for a protein of 389 amino acids. The transcript is spliced from 3 exons.
UCCAGUCCACCUCUGGGAGUCUGCUGGCUCCAGCGCUCACUCUCGCUGACAUCUGCUCAGGUUUUUACUGUGACCUAAACGUGCCGGAGCUGAAACAAAAUGAGAGGACUUGUGUUCUUGCUUGCUUUGGUCCACGUUGCCACCGCUCAGCACCAAGCCCUUAUUGACUACUUGGAAAGGAGGCUCCUUGCUAUUGAGGAUAGGAUCUCUCUGUGGCAAGAGCAGACCACACGCUAUGCCUCCGAGCUGCGAGAGCUGAAGCAGCAGAUGGUUUCUCAGCUGGAGAGCCUCGACAAAGAAAAGGAGACACUCAGGAUGACUCUGGACGGCGUGGGGACGAGGGUGGACCGGGUCGAGCGGGAACUGGACUACCUGGAGACGCAGAACGGGGCCCAGCCGUGCGUGGACGUAGACGACAAGCUGAUAGAGCAGCAGGUGACUCUGGUUCAGGAGAAGCAGAAGGCCAAAUACUUCAAACUCACAGACUGCAGUGAUAUGAUCUCCAGCAUCAAAGCCAUGAAGAUCCUGAAGCGAGUCGGAGGACCAAAGGGGAUGUGGACCAAAGACACAGGCGUCACCUCUGGGAAGGUCUACGUUUUCAACGGGACAGCUGAGGACACCAUCAACGAGUUUGCCACUGUUCAAGACCUCGCCCGCUCGCUGGGCUUCUCUUUGUCCACCGACCUGAAGAUUCCCUCCUCCUGGAAGGGGCUUGGACACGUGGUCUACAACAACCACGUGUAUUACGUCAACCAGGCCGAGGAGAUAACGGUGGUAAAGUUCGACACAAGAAACAAGUCCGUGACGGACAGCGCGGUGUUUCCAGUGCAGGAUCACGUUCCUGUGUACGGCCUGAACCCCGAGACGGUGAUGGACCUGGCCGUGGACGAGGAGGGCCUGUGGGCCAUCUACGCCACCAGGCAGAACGAGAGGCACAUUUCUCUGGCUAAGAUGGACAGCAACUCCCUGGACAUCGAGCAAAUGUGGGACACGAACUGCCCGAGAGAGAACGCCGAGGCGGCCUUCGUCAUCUGCGGCACCCUGUACGUGGUGUAUAAUACCCAGCAGCCCAGCCGCUCGCGGGUGCAGUGCGUGUUUGACGUGAACGACCUGGUGACGAACGAGGAGGCGCCGCUGGUUUACUUUCCAAAGCGAUACGGUUUUCACUCCAGUCUGAAGUAUAAUCCUCAGGAGCAGCUGCUCUAUGCCUGGGAUGAUGGCUACCAGAUCCUCUACAAGCUUUCCAUGAAGAAGAAGCUGGAAAUCUGAAACCAACGAAAUACAGUUUUUGUUUUUUUAAAAAGAAAAGGCUUUCUGCAACUCAUGUCUGAACAAAUAUCAUUUUUUUCUCUUCAGAUGUUUCAGUUGUCUGCUCUCGUUUUAGGCUGUCCGUACUAAAUCUUGUAGUCCUGAAAAUUCUGUAAACAUAAUGGCAUUAAUGUAACCUGAUAAACAGUGUUCAGGAUCUAACAAAUCUAUCACUGAGAUGCGGUACACAACUCAAGCUCUGUUUAUUUUUCACAAUAAACACCUCCAACAUGAAAUCUAAA